ACUCGUUCAGUUUGGCUCGGUUCUGCAACACGCGAGGUAGUGUUUUCUUUUCUAUAUAUAUUUAUAUAUUUACACAUAUAUACAUAUAUAUAUAUAUAUAUAUAUAUAUACAUAUCGAUAAAAUAUCGUGUAGUGUGAAUGUGUUUUUUUUUCUGGCGCAAAAAAUUUUUAUUUUUGAAAAAUUUUUAGUUCUUAGUGAAUUGAAAAACUUUUCUUUUUUUGAAAAUUUACCAUUGUUCUUUUUUUUUCUUGUUAUUUAAAUGAAAAGUGAAAUUUGUCGUGAAACAAUUUUGUGCGUGAAAAAGUGAGAUUUUUGGAAAUAAUCUGGUUUUCUUUUUUCUUCAAAAUUGAAAGGAUCGAGAAUCAAAUAUUAUGGGGUGUCCUGCUUGUUUAUUGAUGUGCUGCUUGUUGAUCAUUGGUCACAUUCAAGAAUCAUUGGAAUUGAAGAUAAAAGAUGUGAGCAUUCCAGAGACAGUGAGGGAGGGAAAGGAGGAUUUUGUGAUUUUAGAUUGUGAUUAUGAUCUUGAAGGAACUUCUAGUACACUUUUAGUUGUGAAAUGGUGGUACUUUAAGGACGAUAAAUCAUCGUCAGAUGAUGGCUAUGUUGCAUAUCAGUGGAUUUAUGGACGACAACCAACGGCUGAACCCAGUUUUCAGAAAUACAUAGACGUUCAAUACAAAGCGAGCGAAGAUCCCUAUACAAUGUAUCGCGCUAUGAAAUUGAUUAACCCCAGUGUCGAUCUUACUGGCACGUAUAUGUGUGACAUCUCAACUGUUGCCGACGAAACUCAAGCCAAAGGCUCCAUGGUUGUUUACUCAACGGAAAAAAAAUUUAAAUUGAUCACGAGAAGAACUGUCGUGGAAGAAAAAGAGGGUUUGGAAGUGACGUGUCUCGCCGAAGGGCUAUAUCCUCAACCCACUCUCGACAUUUCCGUUGAGGGAGUUGAGACAAAAUAUUCAACGAAACCGGUAGUUACAAUGGCGCCGGGAUCGCAAUAUUACGAUAUUUUGACAAGAGUCGACUUGCAGGAUGAAGAUUUGCCCGAGUUAGCAAUUCUGAAGUGCACCCUCAGCAUACCAAUGGCUAAUUAUAACGUCUCCCGUGAAUUAAUCUACCAACCUGUUAAUAAUGCCAGCAAAAGGUCGUUAGCCCUGGUCCUAAUAAUACUUCAAUUCCUCUUUGUUUUAAUAUAGAUUAACUAGUCUCGAGAGAAUUCACUUUUUUCCGCAAAAAAAAAAACAAAAAUUCAAGAAAGAACAAAUCCAAAAUGAAGAAUUUACUAUUCAAUCAGAGGAAAAUUUACUAAACAAUUAAAUUACUAGAUUGAUAAAAAAAAUUCAUCAAACUAGAAAUUCUUUCGAAAAAUCUAUACUUUUAACUAAGUAUAAUUUUAAAUCUAUAAAGCAUUAAAAUUAUAAAAAGAAAAAAAAUUUAAAUUGAUAAAAACGAAUUACCGGAUCGAAAAUUUUAUGGUAAAUUUUGUAAAUAAUCGUACUUGUAAAUAUUGAAACAAAAUUGUAAAAAAAAAACAAGAGGAAUUUUUAUGCGCAUAACAUGAACUCUAAAUGUAAAAGUAAAAUUUUAUUGUCUAUGGAAUAGAAAAUUAUUUAUAAAAAUGAAAACACAUUCAAAUCCGUAUGGAGUAUAAAUAUGAAAUAUUAAUUUCUAUACGUGAUGAGAAUGAAAUUUUUUUCUGUAAAAUAAUAACAGCUACACUAUUACUAUCAUCAUAUCUAAAAUUCUUUUUGCAAUUAAUGCUUAAAAUCAAUUGCAGAAAUGAAAAAAAAAAUUAUACACAGUGUGGAAAUGUAUUUCUGUAAAUAUAACACGUAAAAUUAUUA
This is a messenger RNA of Leptopilina heterotoma, 1842 nucleotides long. RefSeq lists its product as uncharacterized. The record is from RefSeq and is a predicted model, not a curated record. Lineage: Eukaryota; Metazoa; Arthropoda; Insecta; Hymenoptera; Figitidae. Bases 373 to 1194 code for a protein of 273 amino acids. The transcript has 6 exons.